AUGGGACGGUCAAUGAUCAAAGCAGAUACGCCAUUUUAUACAUCUCUCUCUCCUCUUCGCUCGUGUUUGUAGUUCCGCAUAAACCCUACCUUUGUUCGACUCGAGUCGAUAAGCAUGGAUCAACAGCCCGAACCAGUUACUUACGUCUGCGGAGAUUGUGGACAGGAGAACACUUUGAAGUCUGGGGAUGUGAUUCAGUGCAGAGAGUGUGGUUACCGUAUUCUUUACAAGAAGCGUACCCGUAGAGUUGUUCAAUACGAAGCUCGCUGAGAACCACAACCCUGAACGAUAAUGAUAUGAAGUCUGUUUAAGAUGGCAUAUAGACUUGUCCUGCCUCUGUUUGUAAUUUAACUUGACGUAAAAUCUGUUUUUGUUUACGCUAAGUAGCUUGUUUUGGUUUUGAUUUGAUUACAAUAGAGUGCGACUGUCUAGACAUUAUUCUU
Molecule: messenger RNA, 443 nt
Organism: Brassica rapa (field mustard)
Lineage: Eukaryota; Viridiplantae; Streptophyta; Magnoliopsida; Brassicales; Brassicaceae
Product: DNA-directed RNA polymerases II, IV and V subunit 12
Biological process (GO): DNA-templated transcription
Cellular component (GO): RNA polymerase I complex; RNA polymerase III complex; RNA polymerase II, core complex
Molecular function (GO): DNA binding; zinc ion binding
Source: RefSeq, a predicted model, not a curated record